AUGUCCGGCGUAGGAGUGCCCCCAAGAUGCACGCUUUGUUUCUUAUCGACGUUGCUUUCCCAGAAGGUGCCUGAAAAGUCAGACAUCGUGCUUCGCUGCAUCAUUUCUGGGCAACCCAAACCAGAAGUAACUUGGUAUAAGAAUGGUCAAGCCAUUGGUGAGUGUGACGCGUCCAGUUAUGAAUUCUUUGAGAACCAGUAUAUUCAUGUGUUACAUCUCUACUGCUGUACCACAAAUGAUGCUGCUGUCUACCAGAUCUCUGCUAAGAACUGCUUUGGAAUGAUUUGCUGCUCUGCUUCCAUUGAAGUCGAGCGCUCGUCCGAGAACCCACAACUCCCUCCUAACCGGAAAGAUGAUGUGGACAUGGGUUGGGAACACGAAACAGAGCCAUUUGAAGCGCAAAGCUCAAAACAAGUUGAUGAGAAAGAACCUCCUUACAAGGAAGAAGAAAGGACCUCCUUGGGCAAGUCCAUGUCAGCUGAUCUCUCCCCCACAAAAUCCAACCAUUCAGACUCACUCCAGUCAUUGGCCAAUGACGACACUCAGACCUCCAGUUCUGAAAAGCUUUGGGAUAUUAAAGGAACAAGGCAAACUCAAGUGACAUGUGAUCCAAAUAACACCGAGGAAAUUGCCGAAGGCUUUCUUUUCCCUAUUUCCAGUAUUCCUCCCAGAAAGCAAAAUGGAUAUUCCCACGGGACAGUGCACUGCAGCGUAUCCCAGCCCAUGGAUGGCGUCAACAAUGAAGACCCUAAUGAUGACAAUGUCUUAAACUCUAGUCAUCAGCAGCCCAGAGUUCAGAAAUAUAUUAGCUUCAGUCAGCCCCUCUCUGAGGCAAACACAUCUACCUGCUCAGGUACCCCCAAUGACAGACAGCUCUGUAUGCACGUUUCCAGCGAAGACUCCGACAGUGACUAUGAACUUUGCCCAGAGAUAACCCUCACCUACACUGAGGAGUUUUCAGAUGAUGACUUGGAGUAUCUGGAAUGUUCCGACGUUAUGACAGAUUACUCUAAUACCAUUUGGCAACGAUACCUGCGGGGGACUGAGUGUGUUUUUUUAUUAGAAAGCGAUGACGAAGAGAUGGAAUUCAGUGAGUGUGGCCUGGCUGGGGGUGGGCAUUUCCUCAGCGAAAUGAGCUGUGAGGUUCAGGUGUCAGAUAACAUUGAACCUAGGGAUACCCUCCCUGGCCUCUGUGGUUAUCACUCAAAACCCCAACAAGUGGGGGUAAGGAGCAGCGGAGCCUCCACCCUCAUCCCCUCACCCCUGCAAGUAGGGAUGACUCUGACUUUGGGCCCUCACCAGGAUGGAACGUCGACGGUGACAGACCAGGGGAAAUAUAAAGUCCCCUCUGCUUCUGGGGUUGCUGGAAAUGUUUAUCCAGGAAUUCAAGGAGAAACCAGAGACAACUGUCCAGCAGAAGAGGAAGUUGCCAGCGGCAAUCUGCUAACCAUGGAUUCAGCACCAAUGGAGAUGAAGCCUGGUGAGUUAGAAACUUCAGGGACAUGCCAAUGUGUGGGAACUACAGCUGAGAAGAGAGUUGGGGAGAAGAACUUAUGGAGCAUGAACUCACAGAAACCUGCCAGUGUGAGGCGACCAGGAGCUAAGGGGAAGCUCAAGAAGCUGAAAGCCCACCUGAAAGAAAAUGCAACAGAGGGCACACUAGAUCUCCUACAUCCCAGAGAACCUGCUAGGCACCCACUAACCCAGAGUGACAAGAAGGAGCUUUCUCACGCCAGUGUAAGAACUACCAACAUGAAUCUCCAGUUCCAUACAGAAGACUGCACUAUCUCACCCCAAGCAGAGCAAGAGGUAAAAACACUUCAGACGCCAACAGAUUCGCUCCUCAGAGAAGGAGGAGGGACAAACUUCCAGGGGGAAGAGACACAGCUUACUGAUCUAUGUGAAGCAAGCCAGCUUCCAGAGCAGAGCGAGUCUCCUCAGGUGCAAACUCAGGAAACCAUUGGGGACAGCGUCUCUCUCAGCCAGAGGCCAGCAUCUGUGGAGCCUGCUGCGUUGGAGUCCUCACUCAUGGGGGCCACAAUGAGCGAAUCCCCCAACUCUGGAGGAAUCCAUGAGGAAAGUGCAUCAUUGGCCCAGUACCUGGAGGUAGGAAGCUGUACCUGGAGCCCACAGCAUGAAGAACAGGACCAGGAGAGAGGAGACAACACAGCUGGUGGUCCCAGGGGAGACCUGGACCAUAAGCUGAGCUGCUCAGAUACUAAUAGUGGACUCAUGGUCUCCUGUGAACUCUCAGUGCAUUGUCCCCAGGAUGGCUGCGUGGACUUCACUGAGCCCGAGGUUCCUUUUGUGGCUUCCCCUGACCUCGUGAACACCAUCCUCACCCUGGAAAAUGGUUGUGAUGGGCCAAGUGGCAGAGAAGCCGUGUGUGGCCUGGAGAAUUUUGAAGCAGGUGACGGAGGAACAUAUUGUGAUGCCAUGGACUCUCCUGUUGGAGCAGUUGAUACAUAUUUACCUCAGGAAACUUGUUCCAGGGACUUGGAGCUGGUGGAUGCUCAGAACCAAGCAUCUGACUUAUGUUCUCCUGAUGACAAAAUGCUGGAGGGCCUCCUUAAUGCACAAAGCUCUGAGCCUCCCCAGUCCACAUGUGACAAUGGCAGGGAUAGAGACUUGGCUAUGCCACCUGUGUCUAGUAGCACAUUCACCUGGAACAUUUCACAAGAGGUCCAUGAAGGUGCCACAGGGGGCAAUGUAGCAGAGCUGGAGGACCACACAUCCAUACUGGUCUGCAUGAGGAGGACUGAUCAUGAGAGGCUGAGUCUCAGCCACUCCGGGGAGCAUGAGGAAAGGCAGCCUCUUUCUUCUGAGUAUAGCUCUUGUUUGCAGUUCAAAGAAGGAGGUGAGGACGGUUCCACUACUAAAGACACCAUAGAUACACCAGCCAGUCACAGUUCCAUUGUGACAUUUCUUGAGGAGACACCAACCAUGUUAACUGGUAAUUCGGAGUUUCUUCCGGCAACCAAGGAGAGGGAAGACACAUCAGUCAGUACCAUAGGCACCAGGGUCCUCCCAGCUAAAUGCCUUGCUGCUUCUAUUACUGAAAACAGUGCUGCAGAUGGCACUAAGGAGACUUUGCCUCAGACACCAGAUGAGAAUGGGUUCCAACUUCCCUCCAGUGUACCAUGGGGUCAUAGUUUAAAUGUCACCACAGCUGAAACGAUAAAGGAACUGCCUUGCAUGGUGUCCAGUGCACCAGAAAACCAAGCCUGCGUUCCUCAGCUUUUAGAGGGAAAGGAUUUCUAUAGUGAUUCUGCUUUGCAGAUUGACAACCUCUGUGAAGAUAAGAAUCAGAUGGUGGAUGGAGCAGACCACAGGCGCCUCGAAGAGAAUUUCCAAGAAAAAGGAAGUGAAACAAAGCAGAGAUCCUACCAGGAGAAAUUGCCCCACCAGGGUUCUCUUCCUGAAGCUGGUUUCCAGGUAAGUUUGCCCGCCACAUCUGCUGCACAAGAGGAAGUAAAAUCACUGCCCUGGGACCACUUACCAGGAAACUCCAGGGAGGAAAAAGGGACAGACGUCACCAUGGUGGCUGAAUCAAUUGUGGAAGAAGACAGCAAGACCCUGAGCGAUGUCCUGCCUCUUUCUCAAUAUCUCCUGCAGGACUCUGAAGAGAAUGGACCAGGAUCUGGGGAACCAGACAACAAGCUGAAGGUUAUAACUCUAGAGGCUCCUGUAUCAGAAAUCUGGUCACCAAGACAACCAGCAGACUCUGAGAGCAAGGAAUCAGAAGCUGUUCCUCUAACUCCUGACAGGAUCUGGGCUCUAUCUGAAGUUCCAAUGGCAGACACUUUGGUGUGUGAACUAGAUUCCUCCAAAAUAACAUCUCCUGUUAACAGUGCUCAGUGUGAGUCUAGCAAUAGGGAAGUCCACAGAUGUCAAGAACAAGCCAGCCAUGAUGGUGGGAGGAAUCUCUCUGCCCGGUAUUUGAGGCAACUCAGACGCCUAGAGUCAUCCGUUGACCCUGUCGAUGAAGAAGAAUCGGGUACCGCAAAUUCAUUCUUAGAGGUUUCCAAAACCAGAGGGAAGGAAAACGUUGACAGUGUGAAUCCAAACCAGAAGGAAAACCAACUCAAGUUGGCUCAUCCUGCCUCCUUUAAGCUGCUGUUGACCUGCCCUCAGAUUCUAGAGUCCUCUGUAGAUCCCAUUGAUGAAGCUGGUAUAAUGGAGUGGGCUGAGGCUGAACCACCAGAGCCUCCCGAAUCCACACUGGGACCCACUGGAGAGGAGAGUCAGUCCAAGGAUAGAAACUCGAGCCAGAAAGUAACAGCUCAACCUGCCAUUGGACAAGUUCCAUAUCCUGAGGAAAGCGGGGACACCAUUCUGAGUGAAAAGAGUAUAAACCAAAACCCAGAAGACAGAGAGAAGGGGCAGGCCGAACAAAGUGAGAACGACAAAGUCAAAGUGGAAGCCCAACUUGCCACUUUGCAAGUCUCGCGUCGCAACGAGAUCAUUCUGAGUGAAGGGAGCAGACAGCAAGUACAAGGCGGCAAUGAGAAUAGCUUUGGGGAAGCUGUCCAAAGCAAACAUGAUGAAUCAGAAGUAACUUCCCCCACCUUACCUCUUUCUAGCUGCUUAGCAAUAAUGCCUUGUGUAUCUGUUGGAGUUGACUCUAACUCCACGGGCCAAAUUCAUGACAUCGCUGAGCCCAGAAACCAUCCAUAUGUAUUUUCUGACUCAAAGGAAAGGAGGUGUGCUAAAUGUUUGCCUUUCACUUCAUCUCCUGACGAGAGCAGCACAAACGUCUCAGUAAGCAAAAAAAGCAAAGAAUCUAAAAUAGAGACGCCACAAAUCAGGGAACCCAAACCCCCCAAUUCAUCUGCCUCCCCAGCCAUGACUCGGGCCUUCAUUUCAGGAGAAUGUGUAGCAGAGAACUCUCCUAAGUUUGAGCAAGAUCCUUCUCAUCAGGGAUCUACCUUGAGCAGCAUGAAAAAGUCCAGGCAGGAGGAGAUGCCCAGCCACAUGGCCACAAAACCAGGCAAAUUUCCAGGAGCCCGGUCAGUGGUGACUAGGUCCGAGGAAGCCAAAAAGAAGCAAGAACUCUUGGGAAGUGGAUAUGUAACUGAGGGAGUAAAGAAGAAAAUUCUGUCCAAGGUAGCAGCCCUGAGGCUGAGAUUGGAAGAGAAGGAAAACGCCAGGAAGAACUCCAGUUUUCUUAAAAAGAUUCCUAAACUCGAGGCAUCAGUAUCCUUCACAGAGGAGAAGAAAGACCAAAAAAAGCCACCUUGCAAAAGAGAAGGAAGAGCUCCAGUAUUACUGAAAAAGAUCCAAGCUGAGAUGUUUCCCCACCAUUCUGGAAACGUAAAGUUAAGCUGCCAGUUUGCAGAAAUUCACGAAGAUUCUACUAUCUGGUGGACAAAAGAUGCAGAGUCAAUAAGUCAAGUGCAGAGAAGUGCAGGUGACCACUCCACGGUUUCCUUGGCCAUCGUUCAAGCCAGUCCAAAGGACCAGGGCCUCUAUUACUGCUGCAUCAACAAUAGUUAUGGAAAAGUGACGGCUGAAUUUAACCUCACCGCUGAAGUUCUCAAGCAGCUCUUGAGUCACCAGGACAGUAAAGGCUGUGAAGAGAUUGAGUUCAGCCAGCUCAUCUUCAAAGACGACUUCCUCAGUGACAGCUACUUUGGGGGUCGCCUGCGGGGUCAGAUUGUCACGGAGCAGCUGCACUUUGGGGAAGGGGUUCACCGCAAGGCCUUCCGCAGCACGGUGAUGCAAGGACUCAUGCCCGUAUUCCAGCCUGGCCAUGCCUGUGUACUCAAGGUGCACAAUGCCGUCGCCUACGGGACCAGGACCAAUGAUGAGCUCAUCCAGAGGAACUACAAGCUGGCUACCCAGGAAUGCUAUGUUCAGAAUACUGCCCGACACUAUGCCAAGAUCUAUGCUGCUGAAGCACAGCCUCUGGAAGGCUUUGGAGAAGUACCUGAGAUCAUUCCUAUUUUCCUCAUCCAUCGGCCGGAGAACAACAUCCCCUAUGCGACAGUGGAGGAAGAGCUGAUGGGAGAAUUUGUAAAGUAUUCCAUCCGGGAUGGGAAGGAGAUAAACUUCUUGAGAAGAGAGUCAGAGGCUGGUCAGAAGUGCUGCACCUUCCAGCACUGGGUGUACCAGAAAACAAGUGGCUGCCUCUUGGUCACCGACAUGCAGGGUGUGGGGAUGAAGUUAACUGACGUGGGCAUAGCAACACUGGCGAAAGGGUACAAAGGAUUUAAAGGCAACUGCCCCAUGACCUUCAUUGAUCAGUUUAAAGCCCUACACCAGUGUAACAAGUAUUGUAAGAUGCUGGGACUCAAGUCCCUUCAAACCAACCACCAGAAACCCAAGAAGCCAAGCGUCCCUGGGAAAAGCAAAGUUCAGCCGAACCCCACCAUGGUGAAGAAGACGGUGUCACAGACCCCAGCAGGAAAGACCUAG
Messenger RNA from Chrysochloris asiatica (Cape golden mole), 6417 nucleotides. It is a transcript of the gene ALPK2, whose product is annotated as alpha-kinase 2. The record is from RefSeq and is a predicted model, not a curated record. Gene Ontology annotation, molecular function: protein serine/threonine kinase activity; ATP binding. The transcript has 12 exons. The coding region runs from base 1 to 6417 and encodes 2138 amino acids. NCBI's taxonomy places the organism in Eukaryota, Metazoa, Chordata, Mammalia, Afrosoricida, Chrysochloridae. Gene Ontology annotation, biological process: protein phosphorylation.